Guillardia theta CCMP2712 is the source of this 831-nucleotide messenger RNA. RefSeq lists its product as hypothetical. Lineage: Eukaryota; Cryptophyceae; Pyrenomonadales; Geminigeraceae. The record is from RefSeq and is a predicted model, not a curated record. The coding region runs from base 160 to 477 and encodes 105 amino acids. The transcript has a single exon.
CCCACACCUGCAUUGCACCCUCUCUUGUCAUAGCGGACAAGUCCCUCUUCUGCUUUCUUGAUAUCACUACUCCCUCCUUCUCUUCUCAGUGCUCUCGAACAAACUUCUUGCAUUGCACACCUUGAGAAGCCCCACUCUUCAAUUCAUCGAAUCACAACCAUGGUCAAGGAAACCAAAUUCACCUCUAUGGACAUUGAAGUUCAGAACGACUUCGACUCUCUCACACUCAGCGAUGCGUCCCUCCCUGAUGAUAUUUCUUCCGAUGGCUCCGAGCUUUUCGGCUACGAACACGCGACUCGUUCUCGGAAGGGGAGCAUGGACUCCGACGAGAUCCUCCUCAACCAGGAGCUUGGAUACUACAUCGAAGGUCCCUGCAGGGAGAAGCAGCUGAACGCCUUGAGGCACUGCAUCGAGCUGCUGAGCAGACCGGUGAAGCCAGAGAUCGUAUCGGCGACUGGAGGCAUUCUAUUACUCUGAUUCGACAUAGGGAGGUCUCGGAGCUUGAGUAGACCUACUUGUAUCUGUAUUUUGUACUACUAGUCUUUUCCAUCUUAUACAUAACGUUUCUAUCUCUUACAUGCAAUACACCAUGAAUAUCUAAUCUUAGUGCAUGUGUACAGUCACUGGGAUGCAUUACUGUACUGUACGAGGUGAGGAACAGUUGCCUUCAAAACAUCAUGCUCGGUUGAUCCGAUUUUGUUUAUGUUUUGGUUUCGAUUGUAUUCCAAUCAUUGUUUUAUAUCCACUACAGAAUUCAAUUGCUGUCAGUAUUUCCCUUGCGAUAGGGAGGUUAUUCAAUUUGUUUUGAUAAUACAAAGCAUACUUGAGUUC